Syzygium oleosum is the source of this 438-nucleotide messenger RNA. RefSeq lists its product as uncharacterized. The coding region runs from base 1 to 438 and encodes 145 amino acids. The record is from RefSeq and is a predicted model, not a curated record. NCBI's taxonomy places the organism in Eukaryota, Viridiplantae, Streptophyta, Magnoliopsida, Myrtales, Myrtaceae. The transcript has a single exon.
AUGUCCGAGGUUCUUAGGAAAGUUAACAAGAAGAAGAAAGUCUAUCAAGACGCCUUCGCCAUCGUCAGCCCUUUCGGAUUCGAGGGGGCCCGGCGCGUGUUGGGGAUGACCACGUACGACCAGGUCACCGAGGAGGAGACGGAGUCGGUCUACGUGUACAAGAUGGACAAGCCGUGGCUGACCCGAGAGGAGGUGGCGGUGGAGAUCCGGUGGGGCUGGGUCCUGUGGGUGCUCGGCCAGGGGGACGAGGCGGUUAAGGUGAAGUUGCCGAGGAGCGACAAGGUGAAGGUGAGCGCCGCGACGGCCUCCAUGAGCGGCGACGGGGUGCUCACCGUCGUGGUUCCCAAGCGGGACCGGCCUCAGCAGUGGUACAAGUACAAGUACAAGGACUUGGGACUUAUUAGGUUCAAGACGGUCCACGUUCCAAUUUAUGGUUAA